Messenger RNA from Suillus clintonianus, 1053 nucleotides. RefSeq lists its product as uncharacterized. The record is from RefSeq and is a predicted model, not a curated record. The coding region runs from base 1 to 1053 and encodes 350 amino acids. NCBI's taxonomy places the organism in Eukaryota, Fungi, Basidiomycota, Agaricomycetes, Boletales, Suillaceae. The transcript is spliced from 4 exons.
AUGAGUCGAUACAUCUUGCUGCAGCUAUGCAAAUUCUACGGAUCUUGCAGUGUGAUUGGUUCCAUGGGGUCUGUUGACGAUGAGGUUUCACGGCAGAUCGUGUCUACUUUUUCACGGCAACCUGGUUCAAGUCCAUGGUUCAGAGAGAUUAGCUGCACACGGGCCAUUGCACAGGCUGUGCAGCAGGUUGUGUGUGUUGACAUAGUGAUGAGGCUUCCAGGAGCUAAUUGUGAAUAUUACUGGGCCCUGUAUUUUAUUGUGUUCAUUCUGAACCAUUGUCGUCGCUGUCCACCCAAUUCAUCCACUGCACAUAUAUCAGAGGAUAAAGCCCAUCCGGAAGCUGCAUCCACUGUGGUCAAAGCACUUGACACCGAGGCUGACUUGGAGUUACUCAACUCCUACACUCCGGAGUCUUCGAUUUUCGGGGGCUACCACGGUUGGUUUUCAAAGCAGGUGGUGGAAUGGCCGACUUUUGCAAAUAUGGAACUGGAAGUCAAAGGACGCUUUUCAGCUUGCAAGCAGCAAAACGACGAGAUUCAGUUUUCUAACAAGCGAUCAACCCUUCAUCGCAAUGGAACUAUCGUUGUAUUCCCCCGUUCAUCCCGCCAAUGCCCUCCAGCUCACCGCCAAAUUCUCGCUCCCUGCCUCGGGGAUUCUGUUUGCACACAAAUGCAUUGCCUUCGACCCCAUUCCCAGACGCACAAUCAAAUCAUCGCUAUCGACAUAGACAUUUCAGGGAGCCCCCUCGCUACCGAGCCUCCUUCUUUCACAUUCUAUGUUAAACGCAACACCCACUUGGAACUCGAGUCAACCUAUACGAGCCGCUAUGGAAAGGCAAGUGAAGGCUCCUCGUCUGCCUUGGUCCAACUGGGGCCGAAGUCACAUCCGAUCCUUCUAGGAGAGCUCGCACGAUCCUUGCAAACACUCCGUCUUUGGCUUCCGGACCGUAUCUUUAGUCGGCGACCGAAAGCCGCAGCCUGGGCUGCGACCACUGUGCAUUCGCGACUUCAACCCUCAUCGAGUGGCAGACUUCAAAGCGGGGAACAGAACUAG